AUGCGUGCAUAUAUCACUUGCAUAAGGAUAUGUGCCACUGUUAUUACAUCUCGUCUGCUGGUUGUGGCGGAUUCUUGCCCUGACUGGCAAAAAAACCUCGAGGAAAGCUCUCUCCAUGUCCUCGGUGUUAUAUUGACUCUGUGUCACGAGCAAGUGAACUGUCUGUUUCCCACCCCCGUAAUUCAACAAUUCGAUCGCCUUGUUUUGCAGUUUCCUUGGAGGGAGAUGGCUGGGAACGUAACUGCAUUGUUUGAACUCAAGACCCUUGAUGGACCAAGCACAAACCCCCAUAUUCACCUCGCAGGCCUAGCCCGAUAAAGUGCAAACGUUGCCCUCUGUCUCAUGAGACUGUGUCCGAUACGUUGCCUGGACUCGAAAUAUCUCAAGCUUUGAGGGCUUACUAGGAAUAUGUGCUGUGUGUAUCGAAUCCUAUGAUGCAACCUCCAUUGCUUCGGAAAAUACAGAUGCACUAGUAGAGUGAUGGCAGCGAAUAUUGUCGGGCCGAUGCACUUCUCAGAGACCUCUUGUCCGGUGGGCUGGAGAC
This is a messenger RNA of Aspergillus ochraceoroseus IBT 24754, 544 nucleotides long. RefSeq lists its product as uncharacterized. The record is from RefSeq and is a predicted model, not a curated record. Bases 1 to 318 code for a protein of 105 amino acids. Lineage: Eukaryota; Fungi; Ascomycota; Eurotiomycetes; Eurotiales; Aspergillaceae. The transcript has 2 exons.